CUUUGCUUUUCAUCUUUAUUGCUUUUGAGUCGGAAGGAAGAACACAAUGGAUAUGCGACUUCUUGAAGUUUGUCCCAACGAAUUGAAGUUUACUUUUCAAGCAAAGAAACAAGAGUCAUGCAUAAUUCAACUUAAAAAUAACACAUAUGACCAUGUUGCUUUUAAGGUUAAGACCACAAACGUUAAGAAAUACUGUGUACGACCAAACAUGGGUAUCAUCAAACCAUUGAACUCUUGUGAAGUCAUAUUUACUAGGCAAGCACAAAGCGUGGCUCCACUUGAUAUGGUGUGCAAAGACAAGUUCUUAAUCCAGAGCACCGUGGUUCCUAUUGAGACAAAUGUUGAUGAUAUAACAUCCACUACAAUGUUUGGAAAAAGUGGUAGCAAGAACAUAGAAGAGACGAAAUUGAAUACAAUCAUUGUUAGCCCAAAUGUUGAACCAUUGAGGAAAGAGAUGGCUAUUGAAGUGUUAGAUCAAAGUAAUGAUGAGCAAAUGGAAGAGUUGAAGUUGAAGAUCACUAAGCUUGAAGUAAAGCUUCAUGAGGCCAUGGUUGCUAUUUCAAAGCUAGAACAGGAGAGGCCAAGCAAUCCUAAAGCCAAAUCCUUCAAGAACAAUUGCUCAAUUCUUUGAAACAAUCAUUUAAUGCCAUUAUGAUUGUGUUAAGCUUUUGAUCGGUAAAUAUUCCAAUGAUGACGUUUUACUUUGUGCAUACGACGAUGUGACAAACAAUGACAUAUUCGAUGUUGAAAUGGAUCGAUGGAAACUAUGUCAUGGUGUAAUUGCUUUA
This is a messenger RNA of Cucurbita maxima (winter squash), 788 nucleotides long. Its product is annotated as vesicle-associated protein 2-2-like. The record is from RefSeq and is a predicted model, not a curated record. Gene Ontology annotation, cellular component: plasma membrane; endoplasmic reticulum membrane. Lineage: Eukaryota; Viridiplantae; Streptophyta; Magnoliopsida; Cucurbitales; Cucurbitaceae. Bases 47 to 631 code for a protein of 194 amino acids. The transcript has 6 exons. Gene Ontology annotation, biological process: endoplasmic reticulum membrane organization.